This is a messenger RNA of Plutella xylostella (diamondback moth), 2273 nucleotides long. Its product is annotated as 60 kDa heat shock protein, mitochondrial-like. Gene Ontology annotation, molecular function: ATP-dependent protein folding chaperone; ATP binding. The record is from RefSeq and is marked provisional. Lineage: Eukaryota; Metazoa; Arthropoda; Insecta; Lepidoptera; Plutellidae. Gene Ontology annotation, biological process: protein refolding.
AGUGUGACCAGCUAAAGUGAAAACCGGAAAAGUUGAAUCAUUAUUCGGAGUUUUAAUCAAAAAAAUCCAUAGACAAUAGAAGCUUUUCCAUAGACUCUAGCUAUUCUAGCGUGAAGUUGCCGACUAUGGUUUUUUAAAAUCCGAAUGACUUUCGUUGAUUCGUUCAUUUCAUUCAUUGAAGUAUAACCUAUACCGGCUGAAGGAUCACGUUUUGCGAUCCCGGUGAGAAAUUUCGAGAAGAAAAGGUUUGAAACCUUAUUUUUGUCGUAAUUUAUCAUUCCACAUCCCACAAAAUGCUGCGCCUACCUCGCGUUGCCCGCCAAUCCGUCGCGUUGCACAAAUCAGCAAGAUUUUACGCCAAAGAUGUGAGGUUCGGUGCUGAUGUAAGAGCCCUCAUGCUCCAGGGAGUGGACGUGCUCGCCGACGCCGUCGCCGUCACGAUGGGCCCCAAGGGUAGGAACGUCAUCCUGGAACAGUCGUGGGGAUCCCCCAAAAUCACCAAGGACGGUGUGACAGUCGCCAAGGGCGUCGAGCUCAAAGACAAGUUCCAGAACAUCGGCGCCAAGCUGGUGCAGAACGUGGCCAACAACACGAACGAGGAGGCGGGCGACGGCACCACCACCGCCACCGUGCUGGCGCGCGCCAUCGCCAAGGAGGGCUUCGAGAAGAUCUCCAAGGGGGCCAACCCCAUCGAGAUCCGCCGCGGGGUCAUGCUGGCCGUGGACGCCGUCAAGGACAAGCUCAAGAGCAUGUCCAAGCCGGUGACCACGCCCGAGGAGAUCGCGCAGGUGGCCACCAUCUCCGCCAACGGCGACACGGCCAUCGGCUCGCUCAUCGCCGACGCCAUGAAGAAGGUGGGCCGCGACGGCGUCAUCACGGUCAAGGACGGCAAGACGCUCAACGACGAGCUCGACGUCAUCGAGGGCAUGAAGUUCGACCGCGGGUACAUCUCCCCCUACUUCAUCAACUCGUCCAAGGGCGCCAAGGUCGAGUUCCAGGACGCCCUCGUCCUGUUCUCCGAGAAGAAGAUCAGCAACAUCCAGUCCGUCAUUCCCGCGCUCGAGAUGGCCAACCAGCAGAGGAAGCCGCUCGUCAUCAUCGCUGAGGACGUCGACGGUGAGGCGCUCUCCACCCUGGUGGUCAACAGGCUGAAGAUCGGCCUCCAGGUCGCAGCCGUCAAGGCCCCAGGCUUCGGAGACAACCGUAAGGCAACCAUGAGUGACAUGGCUAUUGCCACUGGUGGAGUGGUCUUUGGAGAUGAUGCUAACCUCAUCAAGAUGGAGGACAUCCAGCUCUCAGACUUUGGCCAGGUUGGAGAGGUUGUGAUCACCAAAGACGACACCCUGCUGCUGAAGGGAAAGGGCAAGAAGUCUGACGUCGACCGCCGCGCCGAGCAGAUCAGGGACCAGAUCCAAGAGACCAACUCGGAGUACGAGAAGGAGAAGCUGCAGGAGCGGCUGGCGCGCCUCGCGUCCGGCGUGGCCGUGCUGCACGUGGGCGGCUCCAGCGAGGUCGAGGUCAACGAGAAGAAGGACCGCGUCAACGACGCCCUGAACGCGACCCGCGCUGCCGUCGAGGAGGGCAUCGUCCCCGGAGGUGGCUCCGCCCUGCUCAGGUGUAUCCCCAUGCUCAGCGAGCUGAAGACGGCCAACGCCGACCAAGCGACCGGCGUGGAGAUCAUCAAGAAGGCGCUGCGCAUGCCAUGCAUGACCAUCGCGCGCAACGCCGGCAUCGACGGCUCAGUAGUUGUCGCGAAGGUGGAGGACCUCGGCCCCGAGUUCGGGUACGACGCGCUCAACAACGAAUACGUGAACAUGAUCGAGAAGGGCAUCAUCGACCCCACCAAGGUAGUCCGCACCGCGCUAACAGACGCGAGUGGAGUCGCCUCGCUGCUCACCACCGCCGAGGCCGUCAUCUGUGACAUCCCUGCCGAGAAGGAGGCCAACCCCAUGGCCGGCAUGGGCGGUAUGGGAGGCAUGGGCGGCAUGGGAGGCAUGGGCGGGAUGAUGUAAGACUAUAAGGAUUAGUGUAAAGUCGCAUUUAUUGUGUAAAAGAACAUUUCAGUAGUCACACAACUGUUAAAAGGGUACUGCAAUGAGUGUCUGGGCCGCGUGAAUGAAUAUCCAGUAGAUUUUUAUUUUCUAUGAGAGUUUGAUUGUGUUAAUGUAGUCGGGCAAUUUGUUUUGCCUGUUAGAAUUAUUUAGUUUUAUAUAAUAUUGCUUGAAUUUUAGCAAGCUAAGUGUUAUUAUUAAAUAAAUUUAAUGUUUUCUAAA